Temnothorax curvispinosus is the source of this 7550-nucleotide messenger RNA. Its product is annotated as serine-rich adhesin for platelets-like. Gene Ontology annotation, molecular function: chitinase activity; chitin binding. The transcript has 16 exons. Gene Ontology annotation, cellular component: extracellular region. Lineage: Eukaryota; Metazoa; Arthropoda; Insecta; Hymenoptera; Formicidae. Gene Ontology annotation, biological process: chitin catabolic process; carbohydrate metabolic process. Bases 343 to 6768 code for a protein of 2141 amino acids. The record is from RefSeq and is a predicted model, not a curated record.
GGCAGUAUGCGAGACGACCCAUGAAAGUAACAGUGCGCCUUCCGUCCACCUUCGCUGGGCUUGCGAGCGCGAACGCCAGAUAGACCGAGCCAGUUAUACGCUCAUCGUCCUGGAGAACGGUGCUCGCGCCUCGUCCCCGCAGGGUAUAGGGAAGCCCGCGUCGUCCUUCAAGUGUCGUCGUACAGAUACAAGGUCGCGAGUGCAACGGGCGAUUUCGCAUUUCGCCGCUGUGGGCCCGUGCACUUUAAGCGGAUGUAUCUGACGCGCGAUGUGUGCAAGCUGAGGAUCUCCUGACUGAACACCGCAAUUAAAUCACUGAGGGAUUAGACCAAGCGAUUAAACAUGGACUGGGAGGUGCGAGCGGCGUCGCUGAUUCUCUGCUUGGGAAUUCUGUUCGCGAUGAUACAAGAUGGAAUCGCCGAACGCAGAAUUGUCUGUUAUUACACGAAUUGGUCGGUGUACCGGCCCGGCACGGCGAAAUUCUCUCCUCAAAACAUAAAUCCAUAUCUGUGCACUCACCUGAUAUACGCGUUCGGAGGUUUCACGAAGGAAAACGCGCUAAGACCGUUCGACAAAUAUCAAGACAUCGAGAAAGGCGGAUACGCCAAGUUUACGGGUUUGAAGACCUACAAUAAGAACUUGAAGACGAUGCUGGCGAUCGGCGGCUGGAACGAGGGCUCCAGCAGAUUUUCACCGAUGGUGGCCGAUCCGGCGAGACGGCGGGAGUUCGUCAAGAACGCCGUCAAGUUCCUCAGGCAAAAUCAUUUCGACGGCCUCGAUCUCGACUGGGAGUAUCCGGCAUUUAGAGACGGCGGAAAGCCGCGAGAUAAGGACAAUUACGCCGACUUGGUGCAGGAACUUCGCGAGGAGUUCGAGCGAGAGUCCUCGAAGACCGGAAGAUCGAGAUUGUUGCUGUCGAUGGCGAUGCCCGCCGGCGUCGAAUACAUCGACAAGGGUUACGAUGUACCGAGGCUCAACGAUUACUUGGACUUCAUUAAUCUACUCUCUUACGACUAUCACUCGGCGUACGAACCCGCUGUCAAUCAUCAUUCGCCGUUGUAUCCACUGGAGGAGAACAAUGAGUACAAUUACGAUGCGGAAUUGACUAUCGAUUAUACAAUCACUCAUCUCCUGGAGAAAGGUGCGUCCGCGGAUAAGAUCGUUCUUGGAAUACCAACGUACGGUCGGUCGUACACGUUGUUCAACCAAGAUGCAACCGAGCUUGGAUCACCCGCGGAUGGUCCAGGCACCGAGGGAGAGGCCACUCGAGAGAAGGGCUAUCUUGCCUAUUAUGAGAUUUGCGAGAGUAUAGCGGAAUCCGACGAGUGGGAAGUCGUUCAACCAAAUCCCAAAGCCAUGGGACCGUAUGCCUUCAAAGGCAAUCAAUGGGUAGGGUACGAUGACGAGGACAUAGUCAAACUGAAAGCUCACUACGUGAACGAGAAGAAGUUGGGAGGCAUCAUGUUCUGGUCGAUAGACAACGACGAUUUCCGCGGCAAGUGCCACGGUCGACCUUAUCCAUUAAUCGAGGCUGCCAAAGAAGCGUUGCUUACGGAUAAUAGCAGGAAUACGAUCGACAAAACGAAGUCAAUAGACAGCCGGAAGAAGACUCGCACUCAAAGCAACACUCGUAAGUCGAGCACGAGCAGUCGAAGAAGUACAACUACAUCAGCUCCGAUCACCACCAAACGCGUGUCCUCUUCAAGACCAAAACACCGUUUUAUUUCGCAAGCGAGCAAGGAGGAACAAGAAGAUCGAGAGGUAUCGAGGAGAUCGUACGAUCCGUCAUCGGAAGAGGACACGGAGGGUAGAAACACCGUGAGAGUCACUGAGAAAAUCGAACGACCGAAGAAUCGAAACAGGAGUAAAACGAGAAGCGGUGCUACCGAUCGCAGCACCCGUAGAAAGCCAUCCAGACGUAAGGAGCAGAGCAAGACUGGCGAGAAUGAGGAAUCCCCGAGCAACAAGCUAACGACUCCUGAGCCACCAACCACUCCCGAUCCAGGAACCGACUUUAAAUGCGAGGACGAAGGCUUUUUCCCGCAUCCUCGAGAUUGCAAGAAGUACUUCUGGUGUCUCGACAGUGGUCCCAGUGGACUUGGCGUGGUUGCGCAUCAGUUCACCUGUCCUUCAGGAUUGGUAUUCAACAAAGGAGCGGACUCUUGCGAUUAUCCACGCAACGUGAUUUGUCCCAAAGCGUUGAAAGCAUCAAUUGUCUCGACCACCAGAUCGCCCAUUACGGCCGCGACAAGCCGAACAACUUAUUUGCACAGCACAACUACCGCAAAGGCGGAAUCGGAAGAAUACGAUUCGGAGGAAGAUUAUGACGAGAUCGAGGAAAGCGAGGAAGAGGAAGAGGAAGAGGAGGAGGAGGAGGAGGAGAAGGAGAAAAUAAAGGAAGAACCGAAGACUACCACGACGGCGAAACCACUCGUGUAUAAAACACUCACCAGAAAUAGACCAAGUACGACCACUACUACGACAACCACAUCGAAACCAAGCGAACCGGAGAGAAUCAUCGAUAGCGAAGACGAGGAGGAUCCGAAGGUGAUCAAGGAACUCAUCGAUCUCAUAAAAAAGGCCGGCGGAAUAGAAGAGUUGGAAAAGCAAUUGCUACUUCAAGAGAAGAAUUCGGACUCGAUCAGGUCGAGUAGCGAAAGCGUUACGCCAGCUACGAUUAGUCGUAGUUUGUACGAGCGUGUAUUAAGUCGCCAAGCGAGCAGAAUCGGUAAUCGGCCCAUAUUAUCGUCCUCGGAAACUAGUUACGUGAACGGGCCGGGAAGAGCACAGUUCGAAGGCUUGGACGAUAUUCCCGAAGUGAAGAGUCUCAGGCGAUCGGAGAAACCUCAAUACGUCACCAUCGAGAGGUCCAAAUCGGUCACGAAAGGAUCUUCCUCGGAGAACGAAGAUAUUGAUGAAGAGGAAGAAAGUGACAACACUGACGUAGCUUCUUCCGAGGAGAAAACCGUCAGCAAUCCGUUGGAAGGUAGCUCGUCUGCGCAGCGAGUGACGCCAAGUUACGUAAAUAUUCGACGAACUCGACUUUCCACCACGACGUCUAGAACCGAGAACGACGUGGAAGGGAAAGAGAUAGAAAUCGAGGAGGAAAGACCGACUCGCAGACGACGACCGUACGUUUCUUCGAAACAACAAGAUAAUGAAGCAAGUUCUGAAACGCCUAAACUUUUUCGAAAUCGUAGUUCGGGUUUCAGGAAAUCAGAGAAGAGGAACGAUUCGAAAAGCACGGAUCGAUCAGCAGAGAAAGAUAAUGAUUCAUCAACAACCAAAUCUAGGUACACCAACGUACAAAGGUUCAGAAGUACUACUUUGAAAACUUCGGAGGAUUUGUCUAGCACAGUACCUUUAUCGGAGGUCACCAGCGAGACUAUUUCACCGACGAGACCAGAAGAGAAUCCUGAAGUACCCAGGACAACAGCUAGUACGACCGCAUCGUUGCCAACGACGCCUGCAGCGACCACUUCGACCUCCACCGAGAUCAUCACCGUGAUCAGCGUCGAGCCGCCGGAAAACUCAUCAAGCGUCAGUCCUAAAGCAAACAUCGGCUCCACCACUGACUCGGUGAAACUGGUGGAAGAUUCGGCAACGGAGAUCCUGUUCACAACGUUGCCAGCAGCUAGCAGCAGUUCAAGCCAAUCGACAACGACGACAACGACGACGUUGGCGAGUAGACCGACGAUCGCCGUGGUGUCACAACCGCGACCGUUCGGUUUCACCAGACGAAGAUCUGGUUCAUCGGAAGCGACGACGACAGCGACGGCGACGACCCCGUUAAGCAGGUCCAAGGUGAGUAUUUCGUCGCGAAAUCCUACGCGUCCAUCCAGCCCGGUUCAGGGGCGAGUUCGAUCAAGGACGAGACCGACCAACCGAGUUACCGAGGAGGAGUCGGUGGAUCAAGUAAACGCUCCACGCGCGGAGGCUUCUACGUCCAGGAGCAGGGAACUUAGCAGAUCGCGCAGUAGGGGAUCCAGCAGGUACAUCCCGUCGUCGAGAUCAAGAACGCAGGACGUUUCCACGAAUUCCGUUCCCGGUUCCAGGACUAGAGAAAGAGGCAGGACAACAGGUUCGACGACCGUCAGCACAGCCACCAGCGAUGACCUCAGGAGAAGAUAUCGGAGACCUAACAGAGUCAACAGCACAGUAGAAUCCACCAAACCCAACGAAUUGGACGAAAGUUCGAUAGUCAGAAUAACGCAAGGCAGUUCUAGGAGAAACUCGUUGUUUCGAUCGCGAUCCGAUCACAGCAGUGACGAGGAGAACGAUAAGAUAACGAACAUCAGGGUCUUCAGGAAGCCAACUGUUAAUCGCGAGUUAUACGACAGGACGAAGUAUACGAGGAAGAGGAACAACGUGGAAGAGCCGGCGCAAAAAGUGAAUGACGAAUCGAACCAGGAACACACCGAUAAGAUCGAGGGAAACGAUUUGCUGAACAGCGUCGAUCAAUCAACCGCUACGGUUGAUUCCGUCAUCGAAUCGAACACCAUCCAACCGAUCUACACUGUGAAACCGAUCGUACAAAUUGGCGUGACGACUGUAUCUAGUAACAAAGUGGAUUAUACGAGUGACCGACCUGAGGAUGCUGUAGCCACGACGACUGCUCACAUCGAAGCUCACGAAUUUAAUCCCGAUUUGGUGACAAUCGUUUCUACCGGACGUACCGUUGAUGCGGAAAAGACAUCGAUAGCGCCAAGAAAACGAAAGGUUCUGCUACGAAGGAGACCGAUAUCAUCGAGCACAGCUGCCAACAUUAUUGAAACAGAAGAAGAGGAAAGACCUCAGGUGUCUCACAGACGAAAAGUGAUAAAACGUAAACGCCCGUCUCAAGACACUUCAUCGACAUCGCUUGAAGUUUCCCUCGAAGAAGAAAAGGUUUCGAAGUUUCUUCUAGAAACGACAACUCCGAUGGGAAGCGAUAAAAGUGUUGACAAAUCGACAGCUGCUACAGUUAUUCUGAGCAAAAAUGCCGAAGAAUCGACGAUCGCUACUGGUUUAACCGGAUUUACGAGAGAAAUGGAAGAUUCGACUCCAACUAUCACGGAAACCACCUUGUCCACCGAUAACAACGCUGAUGGUUUCACGAAGGUUACUUUGGAGACUCCCGCGACUGAAACCACGACGAUAUCAGGCGAGGAAACUACAGAUGUUCUCAGCACCGCCACUAUAUCGACGAUUAACACGGACGCCGACGAAGUUCGUCAGUCGACGAUUGAAAUAGGUGCUGAAACUACUACGAUGGAAUCAACGCUGGCGACAGCCACGGUUUACAACACUGAAAGCAAUACGUUUCUGGAAGAUACGUUGUUACCGUUUACCGAAAACCUGCCCACUACUCGCGUGCAAAUAAUCACCACAUCGCCCACGUCAGAUUCAGCCACUACUCGCGCACAAGCGACUACCACGCCGUUCACGAUUCGGAUUCUCGAAUCAGAUCCGUUAUCGGCCGCAAAAUCGAGCUUCGAGUCGAGAUACGCGCGUAAGAAGUUUAUUCGCAAGAGUCCUGCAUCGUCUUCGGGGAACGCGACCAAUCGAUAUCCUGCGUUAUCGUCGACAGAAAACAGCAGCCUCGAGGUUCUCUCAAGACGCAGGAACAACUUGUUCAAUCGACGUCAUCCGGUUUCUUCUACCACCGCCAACACACUUCGCGAUGAUCUGAAGUAUCAGGAAGAGAAAGAAGAGGAUAUAGAUAGCGGAUCCCGCGACUUGGCUAGACAGGACGUUGCAGAAGAUACGACCUUGAAGAGCAAGUCGAUUUCGACGAAUGGUUUUUCAGAUGACUUCGCAGAAUUCUGGAAAUAUUAUACUACAAAUUCGUUAAGAGGCCAAACGAACUACCCUUCAGUCCGUGUCGAGGAUGUUGAAGAUCACAAAGUCGCGAGAACGGAGCACGCAGAAGAUAAUACGUAUCAAUUGACAUCGAUUGCCACUCGCGGACCCGAGGUUCGGUCGCGAUACAAGGUUCCCAUAAUUUUGAAAAGGCCAUUCGACCCUGAGGAGGCUUUGUCGCCCAGGCGAUAUCCUCCGUUAGACUCCGCGCCCGAAGAAUCUGAAGAGACACCGGAAACGAGGGAGGCGAGGCGCAGGCAAUCCGGCCUCCGGCAGCCGCGAACGCGUUACAAACUUCUAGACCGGGAAAACGUCAAAAUCGACGAAGAAACUACGUUGCCGAGUCCGGAAUCCACGAGCACCUGGCAAUAUUUCAGAACGCGCUCGUACCCAAGACGUUCGUCGUCGACCAGCACGGAAGCGACGGUCACGGAGACCCUGAUACCGGCGAAGAAAUUCGAUUACGUCGCGGAUGCCUUUUAUCGGAAGCAGCAGUCGCUGAGAACAACGACGCCGAGAAGCAGUGAUUCUCUUGACUCGCAGAACCUGAUUGAUCCAUUUUACAUACGUGCCACGACGGUGAAGCCGUCCGUCACCAGGUUGGUGACCUCGGUAACCGAGUCCGGCACUACGGAGCGGCAGAAGAUCCUCAUCAAGACCAAGUACUCGUCGCUGACGUCGACCACGAGGAUACCAGCGGAUCAGUUUCCCCCAACGACCCCGUUGUCAGUUUCAGUGACUGGAGCCGACGACGACGAGUCCGCCAACGAAAUUCGUCAGGGUGUCGAGCGGUCCACUCUGCCGAUCGAGAGCGAGUUUAAUUAUCGUUACGAUGGUCGAUUCACUACGGAAUCUCACGAGUCCUCGACCAUCGAGAUCGAGUCGGUGUUCAGCAACCUGAUCGCCGGCAAGAGCUCCGCGAAGUAGUAGUAUACAAAUGUCGUUAUUAAUCAUCGACGUGGUCAACGUCGAUAAUGUACAUAGACUCAGCCAUUAAUUAAUUAAGAAGCCAAUUCCGAUCGCCGAUUUGUCGGAGAGAUUGUUAAAGAGUUAGUAGACGUCUGAACGUCACUAAUGUAAAUAUAGUAAUUAUAACGAGCUUAAUUAUAUUUAAGAUUGCUCUAAUGAGGUGAGACAUUAAACAAAUGCGACUACAUGAAUCAAAAGGAACGACAAGGACUCGCUAUAGCUCACGACGACCGACGACCGAAUAAUCGUCUUCACGCAUCAUCCUCACAUCAUCAAUAAUGACGUAUCAUAACGAACCUUCUUCUCCCACUUACUCAGAGGAACUCUUGACUGAAACCUCUGAUAACUCUCUUGAUGAUGUACUUCUACUUAUAUCAAUCACAAAUACAAUCAUCAUUAAACGCUAUCGAUGACCCAGGAUGACUCCUUAUUAUCCAAAUUAACGCAGCAAGCAAGACACGUUCGCGGCGCUUCAAUAGAUAACUAGAGAAUUCCCCCUCUUCACGUUCCCUCUUUUCUCUUCCAAGACUGGCGCAGCUCACGCACAGACAGAAAGACAGAAAGAAGGAGACUGCAAAGAAACACACUAUGGAGGGAAAGGGAAAGGAGAAAGAGAGAGAUCCCUGGGGAUCUCCGCAUUAAAGCGCGGUGCAUUGUUCUGAUUUUCAGGUCGCCGAUUCGGAAACUAUCAGGCUGCCGACCCUAAAGGAACUGAUCGGCUAUCCUACGACUUACUAUGA